This is a messenger RNA of Eruca vesicaria subsp. sativa (arugula), 577 nucleotides long. NCBI's taxonomy places the organism in Eukaryota, Viridiplantae, Streptophyta, Magnoliopsida, Brassicales, Brassicaceae. The record is from the annotation of a GenBank genome assembly.
AUGGCUCGUACGAAGCAAACUGCUAGAAAAUCCACCGGAGGUAAAGCUCCAAGGAAGCAACUCGCCACCAAGGCGGCGAGGAAAUCAGCUCCGACCACCGGAGGAGUCAAGAAGCCUCACCGUUACCGUCCCGGAACCGUCGCUCUCCGUGAGAUUCGUAAGUAUCAGAAGAGUACUGAGUUGUUAAUCCGUAAGCUUCCUUUCCAGCGUCUCGUUCGUGAAAUCGCUCAAGAUUUCAAGACGGAUUUGAGGUUCCAGAGCCACGCGGUGUUGGCGUUACAGGAAGCUGCGGAGGCUUACUUGGUUGGUUUGUUUGAAGACACGAAUCUGUGUGCGAUUCACGCUAAGAGAGUGACGAUAAUGCCUAAGGAUAUUCAGUUAGCUAGGCGUAUUCGUGGAGAGCGUGCUUAGAUGAAUCUUUAUCUUAGUAAUGUUUUGAGAAUAUAAUGCUUUGGUGUUAUAAUGUCUCUCUUUGAAGUUUUAAGGACAUAUGGUUUAUUGAUGUUAUGAACAAACCGUUUGUUAACUCUUGUUUCUCUCUAUUAUGUUGAGUUUAAUUGUGUGAAUUCAUAAUCAC